Molecule: messenger RNA, 1711 nt
Organism: Brassica napus (rape)
Lineage: Eukaryota; Viridiplantae; Streptophyta; Magnoliopsida; Brassicales; Brassicaceae
Product: protein TPX2-like
Exons: 18
Coding region: 128-1564 (478 amino acids)
Biological process (GO): mitotic spindle assembly; activation of protein kinase activity; regulation of mitotic spindle organization
Cellular component (GO): mitotic spindle; nuclear microtubule
Molecular function (GO): microtubule binding; protein kinase activator activity
Source: RefSeq, a predicted model, not a curated record
CAAUGAAUCAGAGAUCUCUGUAGAAAAGUCAGUUCAGUUCCGUCAGGUUUUUGCAGAAGACGAUCGGUGACUGACUUUGGAGAGCGAGAGAGAGAGAGAGAGAGAGACUGUGGAGGUUCUGUUUGAUAUGGAGUACGAGUUUGAUGCAGCUCGGUGGUUCGAUUUCACUCGGGAGGAGUCACCAGCUGAGUCUCAGUCCGCCGAGUUCUGGUUUCACUCUGCUCCCUCCUACGCUCCCUCUCCUUUCGUGACAAAAUUGUUGCUCGGAGAAGACAUGUCUGAUGACAAGACCGAGGCAUCCACGAAACCAGAGGAGGAAGACGGUGGCGAGAAGGAUGGAGAUAGCUAUCGCCAUCCAUAUUUGAAUAAGACUGGAAAUGGAAUGCGUUUUGGGGUAUUUUCAUCCCAACAAGCUCAUAACUUGAAGAAAGUUCCAAACCAACCUAUAUGCAAAGGGCCAACGGUUAGUAGUCACAACCACAAUGAUAAACCAAAAUUCCGAGCUAAACCAAGCAUCAGACCAACUCCAAGGAGCUCAACGCUAAUGAAACCAACUGCUAGCCAGUUAGCUAAACAAAAUAAUGCCAGUAAAUUCCAUAUGCAAGUGGACCAAGUUCAUGAGAAAGGCUUAUGUGGGACCGAAGUUCAAGCGGCCAAACGACAGAAACUUGACGGGGGUCUUCUCCGCAAGGUUGCUGAUACAAAGCCGGAGAUGACUUUUGUUCACAAGAUACCCAAGAAGGAUACAACUCUUGAUAGAAACUCACAACAUACCAGGACAAAGAUUACUGUCCCACAGGAGCCUGAUUUUGCUACAUCGCAGAGGGCACACAGGACACGGCAAAAAAAUGAUGCGAACUUAGAACAGGACUCAACAGCUGUCUAUAGAUUCAAAGCACGUCCAUUCAACCGAAAGAUAUUUGAUGCUCCUUCAUUGCCCAUCCGGAAAAAGAGUACUCCAAAACCAACGGAGUUCCAAGAAUUCCAUUUGAAGACUUCAGAAAGGGCUAUGCAACAUUCUUCAGCAGUAACAACAAGGUCUAAUCAGAGGAAUGAUGCGUAUAAGGGAUCAGAAAAAUCUAAUAUAACUGAUGCACUUGACGGUAUUAACAGAGAAAGUAGGAGACCAAACGCUAUGGAUAUAUCUAAGCAUGAUGUCUCGGAAGGGAAACAUCUUUUUAAAGCUCGUCCUCUGAACAAGAAGAUACUUUCAAGCAGAGGAGACAUGGGAGUCUUCAAAAAUAGCAAGCGAGAAACAACAGUUCCUUUGGAGUUUAGUUUUCAUUCAGAAAAGAGAGUUCAACCAGAUUUACCAACAGACCUUUUCAGCAAGCUCUCCAUCAAACCCGAGAUCAAGCAAAAUAGUGGAUCCCGCUCAAGAUUUCCUCAAGCAAAGGGCUUCAAGGAAAAUAGAGUGUACUCUUUCCAAGCAGGGAAUGAGGUAACAAGAGUGGCAUCUGGAAAAACAGUUUCUUCAGCUGGACAUAUACAAUCUGGUCAUAGCGGAAUAGUUCCUGAAACAAACCAGCAAUGGACCGCUAGUAGGAGCUUAGGCAUUCGCUGAUGGUAUAGAAACAGCUUUUGUAGCAUAUGGAAUCAUCAUCAACAACUCCUUUUUACAGUUAGUAGCAUAAGAAAAAAAAGAUAUAAAAAACAUAAAUGUAAAUCAGAAAAUACUUUCAAGCUCUUAAUACAACAUGUGGUUCAUAUA